AUGGGGAGCCCAAGAGAAGUUGGGCAGCACAACAUUCGAUACACUAGCAAUGACGCCGCAUUAGUCAGGAACGCGAAGGGGUCCACUUUCUUAGCAGCACAAGACAAGAAGGAACAGAAAAUGGAAGAGAUAGAAGUGAAAGGAAAAAACAAAGUUCUUCUUUCGCCAAAAGAAGAGACCCCAAUUGGACCCAUAGUAUGUCUGAGAAAAGCAGACAUCAAACGCUUCGAGGAAACCGAGGAAUGUUUCAUCUUAAACUUCGACCCAUUUGAUGAGUCUCUCAAUUUCUCCAAGCUUUCCUUGGACAGCCACCAAGAUCAUGCCGCUGAUGUCUCCAUUAAUGCUGAAAAGGGUCAGGUAGCUUGCAGAGAUUACCCGCAUCCAAGGCAUCUUUGUGUUAAAUUUCCGUUUUCUACAACACCUCACGAGAGUUAUUGCGAAAUGUGUUACUGUUGUGUAUGUGAUACACCUGCUCCUUGUCUGCAAUGGAACUCAUUUUCAGUUCCUCACUGUGAUAUAGCUGAUAAGAAUGAAUACCGGUGA
Molecule: messenger RNA, 543 nt
Organism: Cajanus cajan (pigeon pea)
Lineage: Eukaryota; Viridiplantae; Streptophyta; Magnoliopsida; Fabales; Fabaceae
Source: RefSeq, a predicted model, not a curated record